ACGGAGUAGGGGCGAGGCGAGUUUGAACACGCGCUAGUUCCGGUUCGCUUGAGCUCAACCUUAAGUUCUGGCGUCGCGGGAGGGCGGUAGCUCUCAAGAUGCAACAAACACCGACACGGUCCAAGAAAUAUACAACUGUCUUUUCAUCCACCACGACACCUGAUCGGCUUGCCGUACAAUCGAGUCUCUUGUUUAACUCAUCAGAAAUGGAUAAUUAUGGUUCACGACCUCUCGUUCGGCCUGUCUCUAAGCUUCCUACAUAUCUACGAUUUCCCCUUCUCGUCCUCUUGAACUUGACACUCUCGACCUUGCUUUAUUCCUUAGCUGCCGAUCAUAUUGCCGGAGAGCUUGCCGGUGUCAGUCGCAGCGUGAACAAAUGGGGAGAAGUUAUAGGCUUGAUCGCAUGGAGGUCGAUAGAAUUGGGGUGCGGAUGGUUUUUUAAUUUUGAUGGUGUUGACCUUGGUUGUCUGACCUUGCUCUCCCAUCUACCGCCGCUUUAUCUUUUGGUAGUCUUUUACUCGAUCCACCCAAAAACUGUUUUCAUAUCAAUGUGUAUCGACGUGUUUACAACCUAUAUUUCCUUUCGCCUCCUUCGCCCUUUGUCCCUAGAGCACAACACGGCCGGCUUGGAUACUACGUUCCCAAACCUUCCUAUAAUUGAAGAUGUACCUCUCCGAUUAUACACGACGCUAUUGGCGGCUGGGAUUUACGGCGUCGCCUUUUUCUCUGCCUUUUCGACUUGGUUGCCGGUGUAUUUGAUCACUUACUUCGAUGGUGUUCGAGAUCUCACCUUCGCUCAUUCUGCAACGCUUCCAUUGUUAAUUGCCUCAUUUAUUCCCGUGGGUUAUUCUGCCAGAGAGUUUCUUUUCACCCCUUCUGCUGGGGCGCGAAAAGACCUGGGUGAAAUCCGCAAGGAAGCUUUCAAUCCUGAAACCGCCACGUUUGGGCAGACUUUGCGCCAUAAUUUAUGGUUUUUUCCAAAGAGGACUAAGAUCCUCAUUGCGAGGACUGUGACCCUCAUCAUAAUAAGUACAUUUAACACGUGGUUGCAAACCUAUGUGACCAUUGAAGGGGUGAAUGCUUCUGGCGCAGUUGGUUGGGCUGGUGUAUGGGGGCUGGCAGCGAUUGUUACUUCUUUGACUUUCUGGUGGGUUGGGAAUGUCUAAGGUGAGGACCAGUAUAUUUGAGACCUUCAAGCAUGAUAAGCUAA
Xylona heveae TC161 is the source of this 1210-nucleotide messenger RNA. RefSeq lists its product as hypothetical. Bases 99 to 1166 code for a protein of 355 amino acids. The transcript has 2 exons. The record is from RefSeq and is a predicted model, not a curated record. Lineage: Eukaryota; Fungi; Ascomycota; Xylonomycetes; Xylonales; Xylonaceae.